This is a messenger RNA of Gossypium arboreum, 2335 nucleotides long. RefSeq names its product acyl-CoA-binding domain-containing protein 4-like. The record is from RefSeq and is a predicted model, not a curated record. Gene Ontology annotation, biological process: lipid transport. Gene Ontology annotation, cellular component: cytosol. Gene Ontology annotation, molecular function: fatty-acyl-CoA binding; protein binding. The transcript is spliced from 18 exons. The coding region runs from base 94 to 2046 and encodes 650 amino acids. NCBI's taxonomy places the organism in Eukaryota, Viridiplantae, Streptophyta, Magnoliopsida, Malvales, Malvaceae.
AAAACAAAUAUAUAUGAUUUCUCUAACAAAUUCAAUCUCUGCAAGAAAAACAGAGGAAAAGGAAAUAAAAAGGAGAAGAAGAAGAAGAAGAAAAUGACAACAAUGGCGAGGACAAGCACUGGCCUCGCGUACCCCGAUCGAUUCUAUGCGGCGGCUUCUUACGCUGGAUUAGACGGAUCUCUCAAUUCCAACAACAACGACGUCAGCUCCAGGUUCUCAAACGAGGUCGCUUUGAUCCUCUACGCCUUAUACCAGCAGGCUACUAUAGGUCCUUGUGAUGUUCCGAAACCAAGUUCGUGGAAUCCUGUCGAACAGAGCAAAUGGAAAAGCUGGCAGCAGCUUGGUAACAUGGCUACUACAGAAGCCAUGCGUCUCUUUGUGAAAAUAUUGGAGGAAGAAGAUCCGGGAUGGUAUUCAAGGGCUUCUAACUUUGUUUUGGAGCCUACUAUAGAUGUACAAAUGAAUACCAUUUCUGCUAAAAAUGGUAGCCUGGUGCAAACUCAGGACAAAGAUGUUAUAUCAGAAGGCCUUGGUUCGGUUGUCAUAUAUGAUACGUGGAUUUCUCCUCCAAUAACCGGUCAACAUCCCAAAGCUCGAUAUCAACAUGGAGCAGCUGUUGUGCAGGAGAAGAUGUAUAUAUAUGGUGGAAACCAUAAUGGCCGUUACCUUGGUGAUCUUCAUGUUCUAGAUUUUAGAAGUUGGACUUGGUCAAAGGUAGGAACAAAGGCUGUGGAAUCACCAUCUCCAGUAAACGUAGCCCCAUGUGCUGGCCAUUCACUGAUACCAUGGGGGAACAAGCUUCUUUCAAUUGCUGGCCAUAUGAAAGAUCCUUCUGAAACUAUCCAGGUGAAGGCAUUUGAUCUGCAAACUGGUACCUGGUCAAUGUUAAAGACUUAUGGCAAACCACCGGUCUCUCGUGGAGGUCAAUCUGUGAACCUUUUUGGAACCACCUUGGUGAUAUUUGGUGGACAGGGUGCAAACAGAACACUCUUGAAUGAUCUAUAUAUUCUUGACUUAGAAACCAUGACUUGGGAUGAAAUUGAUGUCGCUGGGGUAGCUCCAUCACCAAGAUCUGGUCAUGCUGCUGCAGUACAUGCAGAGCGUUACCUUCUUGUUUUCGGUGGGAGUUCACAUGCUACUUUCUUCAAUGAUUUGCAUGUCCUUGAUUUGCAAACUAUGGAAUGGUCAAAACCUGCACAACUAGGUGAGUUACCAACUCCUAGAGCUGGUCAUGCAGGAGUGACUAUUGGGGAAAACUGGUUUAUUGCUGGAGGUGGAGACAACAAAAGCGGGGCGUCAAAAACUAUAGUCCUUAACAUGUCUAGCUUCGUUUGGUCAGUUGUGACAACAGUUGAAGGAACUGUUCCUCUUGCUAGUGAGGGCUUGAGUCUGGUUGUGGGCUCCUUAAAGGGUGAUGAUAUACUUGUAUCAUUUGGAGGAUAUAAUGGGCGUUACAACCGUGAGGUUAAUAUUCUCAACCCAAGUUGUAAGUUAAACUUACAAUCAAAUAUUACAGAGGCUCCUUCUGCUGUGCAUAAUGCCACUAAUCCUACCAGAGAUCUGCGGUCCGAAUUUGAAAUUGGACAAGGAAAAAUACGAGAAAUUGUUAUGGAAAAUGUCGACUCAAAGCCCACUAUAUCCGAAUGUGAGAAGACUAACGAACGCAUUAUAGCAACACUUAAGGUGGAAAAGCAAGAACUGGAAUCUUCACUGAGCGAGGAGAAGUUACAGUCUCUCCAGCUAAAGCAACAAGUACUGGAAGCCGAGACUCGAAACACGGAAUUGUACAAGGAGCUCCAAUCCGUACGUGGUCAACUUGGCACUGAGCAGUCAAGAUGCUUCAAAUUAGAGGUUGAAGUCGCAGAACUGCGACAAAAGCUUCAGACAAUGGAAACACUAGAAAAAGAACUUGAACUCCUGCAACGACAGAAAGCUGCAUCUGAACAAGCUGCCUUAAAUGCAAAGCAGAGGCAGGGUUCGAGCGGUGUUUGGGGUUGGCUUGCCGGUAACCCUCCAGAAUAUACCGCCAUCGAUGACAAUGCCUGAAAAUUCAAUUGAAAGGCCCAACUAAUGAUGGCUAGAUUCUUUAUUUUUUUUUCUCAUUAAUCAUUUUUUUUCUACUUAACCCUAUUCUUUCUAUGAUGGGAAUAAUAUAUAUAUCUAAUUAGGGUUUUUUGGCAUUAAUAGAUGUCCCAAUAGAUUACAGUCUCACAGCUUAUUAUUAUACAUUUACAUAUCGCCGGUGCCGUUGUUCCAUUUGUUUUUUGCGCAAGUUUUAUCCUAAUUUGUAUUCAAAAUAUUAUGUUAUUUUUUAAUUGAAAAUAUAGGUUUGAAA